Apis florea (little honeybee) is the source of this 2055-nucleotide messenger RNA. RefSeq names its product excitatory amino acid transporter 2 (gene Eaat-2). Gene Ontology annotation, cellular component: plasma membrane. Gene Ontology annotation, molecular function: neutral L-amino acid transmembrane transporter activity; glutamate:sodium symporter activity; L-glutamate transmembrane transporter activity. The record is from RefSeq and is a predicted model, not a curated record. Lineage: Eukaryota; Metazoa; Arthropoda; Insecta; Hymenoptera; Apidae. Gene Ontology annotation, biological process: L-glutamate transmembrane transport.
GAACGUGUACAACAGCUAGCUCGAAAUAUUCAGGUGUCGCAUCUGCGUUUUACCGCGCUGUUUCUCAUUCCUCGUUGAUAUUCGCUUUUUUAUUUUUUUCAUCGACUGAUAAACAGUUUUACGACGUUGUUAUCGUUUACAAUGAUCCUGUGUUCUACGUAAGAGGAAUACCAAGUUUCUUUUUUUUUUNUUUUUUUUUUUUUUUUGGUCAAAGGGAAUUUACGUAAGAGUGAAGAGCCUAGUUUUGAAACUAAACAUGCUACAGCGGUGAAAGCCGCGGUAUGAACGGGUACGAAUUGUACGCGAUCUUCCUCGGAAAGGAAGGAGGAAGACUGUUUAGGAAAUCUUGAGGUAAUCAUCGAAUCGACCACGAUGUCUCUCGGUCAACGUAUAUCUGGGGCCGUCGCGGUCCUCAGAGGCACUUCCGAGGUCAAAGAAGCCCAAACCUCAACCUCCGAUGAGAUCGAAAAGAUAACCACUGUGGAGGAAGAAAAAAUUUGCCACAAGGCGAUCACACCGCUCGACAGAUUGCAACGAGUGGUGGAUUGGUUCAGGGAGAACAUGCUUUUGGUCUUUACGAUCGCUGCAGUCUUGGUCGGUCUUAUUCUUGGAUUUCUUGGUCGAUUAGCCAAUCCCACGUCACAAUCCAUUACUCUUAUCAGUUUCCCCGGAGAACUUCUUAUGCGGCUUCUAAAGAUGUUCAUACUACCGCUCAUUGUCUCGUCGCUUAUCUCCGGAAUGGCACAAUUGGACCCUAAGGGUUCAGGAAGAAUGGGAUACAGAGCAUUGUUAUAUUACACCGUAACGACCAUUCUCGCGGCUAUAGUUGGGAUCGUAAUGGUAUUAAUAAUCCAUCCCGGUGAUCCUAGAAUUAAAUCUGUCAUAACCGCGCACAAGGCGGAUUAUACAAAAAUUUCUACGUUAGACGCUAUCCUCGAUAUAAUUAGAAACAUGGUGCCGGAAAAUUUGGUGCAGGCGUGCUUCCAACAGGCGCAAACUACUUACGUGACGAAGGAAGUUGCUGUAGGAAGUGAAAUUAAUCAAAUACAAGAGGCAACGUUAGUGUACAAGGAUGGGAUGAAUGUGAUGGGCAUGAUAGUGUUUUGCAUCACAUUUGGACUUGUUGCUGGACAAUUUGGCGCUCGAGGGAAAUUAAUCGUCGACUUCUUCAUGGCUUUGAACGAAAUAAUCAUGAAACUUGUCGGUAUUAUCAUCAUGUGGUACUCUCCGUUCGGAAUUAUGUGUCUGAUAGCUGGUAAAAUAAUGUCGAUUAACAAUUUGACGGCAACUGCUCAGAUGUUAGGGCUAUACAUGGUGACAGUUAUAUUGGGCUUAUUGUUUCACGCAUUAAUCACUCUGCCAACGAUAUUUUGGUUUUUAACUCGACAAAAUCCUGCCGUAUUUUUCAGAGGUAUGAUGCAAGCUUGGAUGACAGCGUUAGGAACAGCAUCGAGUGCCGCAACUUUACCUAUAACUUUUCGAUGCCUCGAAGAGAAUAAUAAAAUCGAUUCACGUGUAACACGAUUUGUAGUAGCAGUUGGAGCUACGGUAAAUAUGGAUGGAACUGCUCUUUACGAAGCGGUUGCCGCGAUUUUUAUCGCACAAAUGAAUGGAAUUUCGUUAGGAAUAGGUGAAGUUAUAACGGUCAGUUUCACAGCUACCUUGGCAAGUAUAGGUGCAGCAAGUAUUCCCAGCGCGGCUUUGAUUACGAUGUUAAUAGUGCUUACAGCUUUGGGUUUACCAACGAACGAUAUUUCUUUGUUGUUUGCAGUCGACUGGAUGUUGGAUCGAAUCAGGACCUCGAUCAAUGUUUUGGGCGAUGGAUACGGGGCUGGAAUAGUUUAUCAUUUGAGCAAAGCUGAAUUGGAUAAAAUGGAUCAAGAAAAAAAAUUAGAGGGUCUUGAAAUGGGGACACCCCUUGAAAAUGUUUUGGAGAGCUGUCAGCAAGAUGAUACACUUGCUCCGCAGGAAAGUUCCGAAACAAAGAUUUAAUUCGCAAGAAUAUUGACUUUAUUUUGUGCGCUUUCUUUAAUUUCUCGAACGGUAACAUAAAAU